Caenorhabditis elegans is the source of this 1475-nucleotide messenger RNA. RefSeq names its product UNC93-like protein MFSD11 (gene F31D5.2). The transcript is spliced from 10 exons. Lineage: Eukaryota; Metazoa; Nematoda; Chromadorea; Rhabditida; Rhabditidae. Gene Ontology annotation, cellular component: membrane. The record is from RefSeq and is marked reviewed. Bases 1 to 1413 code for a protein of 470 amino acids.
AUGGUGCUUCUGGAUACGGGAACAAAAAAUGUGAUACGACUAUCAGUUUCUUUUAUGCUUUUGUUUUUUGCAUAUAUGAGUCAAGAGUUUAUACAGGAGCCGUUAAUAGAAGAAGAGCACCGAAGAGGAGGAAAUAUUGAUCCUCAUGCCGGAUAUCAUAGUUUCGCGAUUCUCUACUUCUUCUUCACCAUUGCCUGCCUACUGAUUGCUCCAGUGGUUGACUUGAUAACUGCGAAAUGGUCGAUGGUUGUUGGAUUCUUCACGUACAUUGCAUUUCAGUUGGGAUUUCUUGAAUUGAACAGUGCAUACCUGUACACCACAUCGGCUCUUUUGGGAAUUGGAGCAGCUUUCCUUUGGGUUGGUCAAGGAAAGUACCUCACGGAAAAUUGCACAAGUGAGACUAUCGAACGCAACACUGCUCUAAUGUGGCUCAUUUUCAAAUUCAGCCUCCUAGGCGGCGGGGUCUUCCUUUACUUCAUGUUCCAGGAUCAAACUAUGCACGAGCUGGUGCUAAGUGGAGAUUUCAAAAUCUUUGUCUACGUGUUCUGUUCCAUCUCGGUAGUUGCUGCAGUCAAUACUGCAUUCCUUCCAGCGCCGGCGUAUGUACCAGAGAAGAGGGAAGCAGUUACAUUAGCCGGAACAUUGAAAGUAACAUUCCGGUUAAUCCGUCAAACUCCGAUGCUCCUGCUAGCGUUUAUUUUCUUGUACACCGGGUUCUCCAGGUCGUUUUGGAUUGCAAUCUACCCGACCUGCAUCAAAUUCACCUCCAAACUCGGAGAAAACACCACAAAACUUCUAGCAAUUAGUGGAAUUGCAACCGGGAUUGGGCAAAUUGUAGCUGGUGGAAUAUUUUCAGUACUCGGAAAACGUGUCAGAAUACUCGGAAAAGAUAUGAUUGUAGUGAUUGCUUGUGUACUUCAUUUGAUAUGUUUUGUAUUGAUUUAUCUGUUCUUCCCAUAUGAUGCACCACUACGUCCUACACAGAAUGUUGGGAUUUUUGAGCCAAAUGCCUACAUUGCAAUAUUCUGCUCUGGGCUUCUUGGUUUCGGCGAUGCAAUUAUUCAGACUCAAGUCUACUCGUUCCUCUGUGACGGGUACUCUGAAGAAUCGUCUCACGCAUUUGCUCUAUUCAAGUUCUACAGUGCCAUAUCCUCCACAAUAGCUUUCUUCGUAUCAAAAUACUUUACCUUGGCCGGUCAUCUUCUACUUUAUGGAGCUUUUGCCAUUCUAUCAGCCAUCGCAGCAGUCAUGGCUCAAAAGCUAUAUUUCCACAAGACACGGCAUUUCUUUCAAGAAAACACAAAAAUCCACCCUGCCAUCGAAUCUGAGCCAAUAAAAAUUCAAAUCAGUGAGAGCGGAUCAACGAUAGAGUCUUCGGAGAAAACGGAAAGAAAAAUUACUGAUUUAAAUUGAUUUUUUUUUGCAUUUUCUGAAUAAUACUUUGACAUAAUUGAUAUUAAUAAAUAAUACUCGAA